AUGCGCGAGAUCAUCAGCAUCAACGUCGGCCAGGCCGGUUGCCAGAUUGCCAAUUCCUGCUGGGAGCUCUACUGCCUCGAGCACGGCAUUCAGCCCGAUGGAUACCUAACCGAGGAGCGUAAACAAGCCGACCCCGACCACGGCUUCAGCACUUUCUUCUCCGAGACAGGCCAGGGCAAGUACGUGCCUCGCACUAUCUACUGCGAUCUCGAGCCCAAUGUCGUCGAUGAGGUCCGCACCGGCACCUACCGAAGUCUCUUCCACCCCGAGCAGAUGAUCACCGGCAAGGAGGAUGCUUCCAACAACUACGCCCGCGGCCACUACACCGUAGGCAAGGAGCUUAUCGAUCAGGUUCUGGACAAGGUUCGACGAGUCGCCGAUAGCUGCGCCGGUCUCCAGGGUUUCCUCGUCUUCCACUCCUUCGGUGGUGGUACUGGAUCUGGUUUCGGUGCUCUGCUGAUGGAGCGCCUAUCCGUCGACUAUGGCAAGAAGAGCAAGCUGGAGUUCUGCGUCUACCCUGCCCCGCAGACCGCCACCUCCGUCGUCGAGCCGUACAACUCCAUCCUUACUACCCACACCACCCUGGAGCACUCUGACUGCUCCUUCAUGGUCGACAACGAGGCCAUCUACGACAUCUGCCGCCGUAACCUCGGUCUCGAGCGCCCCAACUACGAGAACCUGAACCGCCUGAUCGCUCAAGUUGUCUCUUCGAUCACCGCUUCGCUCCGAUUCGAUGGCUCCCUCAACGUCGAUCUCAACGAAUUCCAGACCAACUUGGUCCCCUACCCUCGUAUCCACUUCCCUCUUGUCGCCUACGCACCUGUUGUUUCGGCUGCCAAGGCUUCUCACGAGGCCAACUCAGUCCAGGAGAUGACCAUGUCCUGCUUCGAGCCCUACAACCAGAUGGUCAAGUGUGACCCCCGCAACGGAAAGUACAUGGCCACCUGCCUGCUGUACCGUGGUGAUGUCGUCCCCAAGGACGCCCACGCCGCAGUAGCUAUGCUCAAGACCAAGCGCACCAUCCAGUUCGUCGACUGGUGCCCCACUGGUUUCAAGCUUGGUAUCUGCUUCCAGCCGCCGCAGCUGGUGCCCAACGGCGACUUAGCCAAGGUUGACCGUGCUGUGUGCAUGCUCUCCAACACCACCGCUAUCGCCGAGGCGUGGUCCGCUCUCUCCAACAAAUUCGAUCUCAUGUACUCGAAGCGUGCCUUCGUCCACUGGUAUGUUGGUGAGGGUAUGGAGGAAGGUGAAUUCUCCGAGGCUCGUGAGGAUCUUGCUGCGUUGGAGCGUGAUUACGAGGAGGUUGCCACCGACUCUUUGGAGGCCGAGGGUGACGUGGAGGCUGAGUACUAA
Molecule: messenger RNA, 1353 nt
Organism: Anthostomella pinea
Lineage: Eukaryota; Fungi; Ascomycota; Sordariomycetes; Xylariales; Xylariaceae
Source: the annotation of a GenBank genome assembly